AUCAUGGCGCAACACCCCUGCUUCCUGCUUCAACAAUGGAUUCGGGGAGUAGUAGUGAAGUUGCACUCGAAUUCCUUCCAUAUUUCCGCGCGUACAAAGAUGGGCGAGUGGAGAGGUUCUUUGGCACCGAUGUCGUCCCUCCAUCAAUCGAUUCCCACGGUGGCACUGCCACUAAAGAUGUUCAAAUUGUUCAGGAAACAGGCCUCGCAGCACGUAUUUUCAUCCCCAGCACCAUUGAACUAGGCCAGAAGCUCCCUGUCCUAGUCUACUAUCAUGGAGGCGGCUUCUACAUGGGUUCGCCAUUUUGUGCAACGUAUCACAACCACCUUGCUUCUCCCGUCGCCGAGGCCAACAUUGUUGCGGUCUCUGUUGCUUACAGACUAGCCCCAGAACACCCCGUGCCGAUUGGUUACGAAGACUCCUGGGUUGCACUUCGGUGGGUGGCUUCCCAUUUUGCUGGCGAAGGCUCUGAGGCCUGGCUCAGAGAACAUGCUAAUUUUCAGCGUGUUUUUCUGGCCGGGGACAGCAUGGGAGGCAAUAUCGUGCACAACAUGGCAGCGCGGGCUGGGGUUGAAGGUUUGCCAGGAGUGAGACUGUUAGGAAUCUGUUUGGUUCACCCCUAUUUUGCAAGAAAAGAAACUGUAGGAACUUGCGUGGCGGACAGAUCGUGGCUAUUUUCAUGUCCUACGACAAGUGGGUUCGAUGAUCCGAGGAUAAACCCGGCAGAGGAUUCGAGGCUGUCGAGGGUCGGGUGCUCCAGGGUACUGAUAUUUAUUACUGAGAAGGAUGAGACGAGAGACAGAGGUUUGUUCUAUUACGAGACACUACGGACGAGUGGGUGGGGAGGAGUGGUGGAGAUUGUGGAGGCGAAAGGGGAAGAGCACGUGUUUCAUCUGUUCAGACCAAAUUGUGAGAAGGCUCUGGCCUUGUUGAAGAAGUUGUCUUCUUUCAUAGACCAAGACAACGCUUAAUUAGACAAGGUCAUUUAACAGAUGACAUGCAUGAGUGAAUCAGAUUCGAACCUUCUAUCAUUUAAUAAAAUUUAAAAACAACGGCAGGAUUUAAUUAGCCAUGCCUAUCGGCCUUUGUAUCAUUAG
This is a messenger RNA of Juglans regia (Persian walnut), 1097 nucleotides long. RefSeq names its product probable carboxylesterase 12. The transcript has 2 exons. Bases 36 to 971 code for a protein of 311 amino acids. Gene Ontology annotation, molecular function: hydrolase activity. NCBI's taxonomy places the organism in Eukaryota, Viridiplantae, Streptophyta, Magnoliopsida, Fagales, Juglandaceae. The record is from RefSeq and is a predicted model, not a curated record.